CCCGCCCUCAUUAACGAGGGAACGCCCUCUUGCACGCGGGCUGCCCCACCCAGGGUGACGAGGCCCUGCCCCGCCCCACCACAGCUGCUCAAUUAACCGCAGUUCAAAACAGCUCCAGCCACAGCCGGGCAAGGUCUCUUCUACCUGGGGCUAUGGUCCGUGGGCGGGCGCCGAGGACUUGGCCAUCACCGCCACCUCAGCGGCUGCUGCUGCUGUCGCUGUCGCUGCUGCUGCUCUCCCCAACUGUACAGGGAGACUGCGGCCCACCUCCAGACAUUCCUAAUGCCACACCAAUCUUGGGUAGACACUCCAAGUUUGCUGAGCAAAGCAAAGUGACAUACUCAUGUAAUAAAGGCUUUAAACAAAUUCCAGACAAGUCAAACAUAGUGGUCUGUCUUGAAAAUGGCCAAUGGUCGAGCCAUGAAACAUUCUGUGAGAAAUCAUGUGAUGCUCCAGAAAGAUUGAGUUUUGCAUCCCUCAAAAAAGAGUAUCUCAACGUGAAUUUUUUCCCAGUUGGUACUAUUGUGGAAUACGAAUGUCGGCCAGGAUAUCUAAAACAACCUCUACUCUCAGGAAAAUCAACNUGCCUUGAGGAUUUAGCAUGGUCUCCAGUUGCUCAGUUUUGUAAAAAAAAAUCAUGCCCUAAUCCUAAAGAUCUGAAAAAUGGUCACAUCAACAUACCAACUGACAUAUUAUUCGGUUCAGAAAUAACCUUCUCAUGUGACCCAGGGUACAGGCUAGUCGGUGUCUCCUCUACUUUUUGUUCUGUUAUCGGAAAUACUGUUGACUGGGACGAUGAAUUUCCAGUGUGCACAGAAAUAUUUUGUCCAGACCCACCGAAAAUCGACAAUGGAGUAAUGCAUGGAGAAAGCAACUCUUAUACAUAUAGACAGGUGGUCACCUAUUCAUGUGACAAAGGCUUCAUCCUGGUUGGAAAUGCUUCCAUUUAUUGUACUGUGAGCAAGUCUGAUGUAGGACAAUGGAGCAGUCCACCACCCCAGUGCAUAGAGAAACCCAAGGUCCCAACUAAGAACCCAACAGUUACUGUUCCAAGUACAAGAAUCCCCUCAACGCCUCAGAAACACACCACAGUUCAUGUUCCAAGUACAGGAGUCCUACCAACGCCUCAGAAACCUUCCACAGUUAAAGUUACAGCAACCCAGCAUGUACCUGUUACCACGACAAAGGUACGUCAUCCAACAAGAACAUCUACAGACAAAGGAGAGUCUAACUCAGGUGGUGACCGUUUUAUAUAUGGUAAGUUUGACUCACAGGGAGUUAGAAGAAAUUGCCAUCACUCUUUGCAGACACUAUCCUCAGAGAAUAGUCCCAACUCGUUCUGUCGCUCCAUUGAGUCUUCCAAGUACUUUGGUGUAGACUUCAGUCUGUGUCCAGUGGUCCAUGCCAUUCUGCUGGUGGAAUGUGACCGUAGGAAACAGUAA
Mus pahari (shrew mouse) is the source of this 1442-nucleotide messenger RNA. RefSeq names its product CD55 molecule (Cromer blood group) (gene Cd55). The transcript is spliced from 10 exons. The coding region runs from base 153 to 1442 and encodes 429 amino acids. The record is from RefSeq and is a predicted model, not a curated record. Lineage: Eukaryota; Metazoa; Chordata; Mammalia; Rodentia; Muridae.